AUGGAAACCGUCAAUGUAUGGCUGCCAGAGGAGCUCAAGCUGGAGGGACAGAUACGGAAUUGGGUCCUGGAAAUGCCAGAGGUGUGGCUCCGGAGGAUUGCUCUGCCUACGGUAGUCUACGGUGCUAGAAUUGAGGGCUCGGAACACCAAGUGGAUGUCGUUCAACUCAAGAUCUUGUACGAGGAAGGAGGCAUUAUGAUGGACAACGACCUGGUAGCCUUGAAGUCUUCCGACGGUGUCAUCAACGAUCCCACCAGUCGAUCAACAGUAAUGGCCAUGCAAAAGGGAAGCGAUGGUAUACCUAACAGCAUGAUAAUGUCAAAAGCCGGGUCGCCGUUUCUGAAAAGAUGGAUGCAGCGUUACGGUGAUGUAAGGGAGAAGCAGAACUGGGGAGACUUAUCGGCGAGGACGGGAUAUGAAAUGUAUCAGGACAAGGACCCUGAUUUGACUGUGCUGGACGGACAUUCAUGGUUCUACCCUCUCUCAUAUGAAGAUGAAAGUGAAUCGGCCCUUAAAAGUCUGGCGUUUGGGAAGAGCUGGCAUGACAUCGAGAAAAGUUAUGACAAGAACGUCAACUGCACCAUUACCUGGAUUUCAGACUUAAAGAAAAAGGACCAGAGGAUGUUCUCGGAUUACAGAAUUGCAACGGACGAUCUCGACGCGAAAUGGAUCGAUUCAUCGGGCUUUAGCCGUCAUGGAUGGGCGCCAAAUGGGACUUUGCUACAGCAGGACGAGACCUCAGCAUUUACUUUUCGAAACUUUACGACUGGCUCCUAUGCUGUGUUGCCAGUGCCUGCCGAUUGGGACACAAGAGUCUGGACUGUCCGAACAGAGUUCCACAUGGGCAGAGAAUCGCUCUCUGACGGGGGAGUAUGUGGAUUGUUCAAGAUCAGGAUGGAGACAGGUGGAGAGAUACUCAUUCGGAUCAGGAACGAUGACCCCUUUCCAGGCGUUACACUGAACGUGCAAUAG
Molecule: messenger RNA, 972 nt
Organism: Letharia lupina
Lineage: Eukaryota; Fungi; Ascomycota; Lecanoromycetes; Lecanorales; Parmeliaceae
Exons: 3
Coding region: 1-972 (323 amino acids)
Source: RefSeq, a predicted model, not a curated record